Anisakis simplex (herring worm) is the source of this 309-nucleotide messenger RNA. The record is from the annotation of a GenBank genome assembly. Lineage: Eukaryota; Metazoa; Nematoda; Chromadorea; Rhabditida; Anisakidae.
AUUGAUUCAGACGAUCUUAUGGCCAGUGGAGAAACAGAUAUGAAUGGGUAUUUCACUCUUGAAGGACACACAGCCGAGUUCUUUACAAUUGAUCCGAAAUUGAAUAUUUACCACAGAUGUGGCUCUCAAGAAAAGAAAAAUUUCCUCAAAAAGAUACUGAUGAUAAAGAAGAUUUGCCCGAAGAAGCUAACGUUUUGGGUACCAAAAGAAUACGUCUCAAGAGGAAAGCAUGCAGCGAGAACUUACGAAUUUGGUACUUUGGAAAUGUCACUCAAAUACAAACACUCUAAAACAGAUUGCUUUCACUGA